This is a messenger RNA of Mercenaria mercenaria, 1815 nucleotides long. Its product is annotated as beta-glucuronidase-like. The record is from RefSeq and is a predicted model, not a curated record. NCBI's taxonomy places the organism in Eukaryota, Metazoa, Mollusca, Bivalvia, Venerida, Veneridae. Gene Ontology annotation, molecular function: beta-glucuronidase activity; carbohydrate binding. The coding region runs from base 49 to 1815 and encodes 588 amino acids. The transcript has 12 exons. Gene Ontology annotation, biological process: carbohydrate metabolic process; glucuronoside catabolic process.
UUAUACCCGAGGGAUUCAGAAAGUCGGACUUUGCGGCAUCUGGACGGGAUGUGGAGCUUUAUCAUAGACGAUUCAGUCACAGGGAACGAAAGUUUUGUCAAUCAAUGGUACAGUGAUCGGUUAUCUCAGGCCGGAGAUGUUAUUGCAAUGCCAGUGCCAUCCAGCUACAAUGAUAUCACCAACUCCAAACUGGUGCGAGACUUUGUCGGCUGGGCUUGGUACGACAGGGAAUUUUAUCUGGAUAACACGUGGUCAAAUAAAAGGAUAGUUCUCAGAAUUGACAGUGCCCACUAUAACGCCAUUGUGUGGAUAAAUGGGCAAGAAGCAAUGCGCCAUGAAGGCGGCCAUCUUCCAUUCGAAGCGGAAGUGACGCAAAUGCUACAAGUUAAUGGUGAAAAUUACGUCACAGUGGCAAUCAACAACACACUUUCACCGACCACCCUGCCACCAGGCGCUACUGAGUACAAGACAGACCCAGAGAAGUACCCGCCGGGUUAUUUUGUUCAGAAUUUGCAAAUGGACUUUUUCAACUAUGCUGGAAUCCAUCGUCACGUGACUAUUUAUACAACACCAAAGACAUAUAUAGAGGACAUUGAUAUAGUCACUGAUAUACAAGGAAAUGAUGGUAGAGUCAAUUUUGUCAUAUAUUCUGGUGGGCUGGCGGACCUGAUCAAUGUAAAGGUUGAGGUUGCCGACAAAGAGGGUCACGUGGUAGCUACCAGCAACAUGUACAAAGAUACUGUUACAAUACGGGAUGCACAUUUCUGGUGGCCGUAUACAAUGAACUCUAGCAGCCCAGGAUACCUGUAUACAUUGAAAGUGACAGUUACAGACUUGACUGGAGGAGAUGUAGAUGUGUACCGCCAGCCGUUUGGUAUUCGGACAGUACGUGUCACAAAUACCAGUCUGAUGAUCAAUGAACAACCGUUCUACUGUCUAGGAGUCAACAAACACGAGGACUCGGAUAUACGUGGUAAGGGUCUGGACUAUCCUCUAAUUGCUCGUGAUUUCAAUAUGUUAAAAUGGUUGGGUGUAAACUGUUUCCGAACUUCGCAUUAUCCGUACGCUGAAGAGAUAAUGGACCAGGCAGAUCAGCAAGGCAUCGUUGUCAUCGAUGAAAGCCCAGGUGUUGGGAUAGGUGUUGGAAAUUUUAGCAAUAAGUCACUUGAGCACCAUAAAGCAGUGAUGACGGAGAUGUAUCAAAGGGAUAAGAACCGACCCGCCGUCAUCCUUUGGUCCGUGGCCAAUGAACCAGCUACCAACAAGCCGGCAGCCGGACCAUACUUUAAGGAUGUCGUGGAACACGUGCGCUCUCUCGACUCGACACGUCCAGUGACAUUUAUCACUAACCAGACCUACAAUACAGAUGUUGCAGUCCAGUAUGUGGAUAUAAUUCUCGUAAACCGUUAUUAUGCGUGGUACACGGACGUCGGUCACACUGAACUAAUCCAACAACAACUGGAGAACGAUUUGCGCCACUGGUACCAAAGAUUUAACAUGCCAGUUAUAGUCUCUGAGUAUGGUGCAGACACAAUAGCUGGGUUUCACCAGGAACCAAGUUUCGUGUUCACCGAGGAAUACCAACAAGAAUUUCUUCAGGAAUAUCACAAAACCUUCGACAAAUUGCGAGCUGAAUUCCUUGUCGGAGAAAUGCCCUGGGUCUUUGCGGAUUUUAUGACAGUACAGGGUAUUAAACGUGUUGCGGGUAACAAGAAGGGACUACUGACACGGCAACGGCAACCAAAAAUGUCUGGACAUUUGAUACGUAGUAGAUAUAUGAAAAUGAUCAAAGGACAAACGUGCACACUUAAUUGA